UAGGCCAAGCGCUGAGCAACAUUCAACCUUUUUCAGUUGAGGAUUAAGAUUUGUUAACGAUCCAUAGUCGUUUUAUCAAAUAUCCACAAUAUUUUUGGAGCGCAACUUCUUAAGCACAAAAAACAUGGUCGUUCUUUUAAUCCUCGGUCUGGUCUCUGCGAUCCUAAUGACCCUGGUGUUCGGGGCUCUCAAGCUAUUGGGUCUGAAACCGCCAUUAAUUUUCGACAAAUACCCACUGAAAGGUAUCUUCUAUCGGGUGAAGUUUUGGCUCGCUUUAUUGGUCCUUCGACGCUUGAGAUACCGCAUCUAUCGAAGGAACGAGGAGUUGCUGGGAUCCGAGGAACAUCUGGCUAAAAUCGACAGACCCCAGGAGCUGGGCAACGAUCCCAAGAGCUACGACGUGGUCAGCUUUAUGGCUGCCAAUGAGGAGGGACAGAAACUGAUGGUUACUUUGGAGAGAAGAAGACGUGGAGUCCUAAAGGCAGCCUUGUACCUAUGGCUUCCAGGGAGGGGCUUGUUUAGUUCCCCCAAUCUCCCCGAUAUGAUAUAUUUCACCACCGAAGACGGAGAAGAGGGCCACGAGUUCCGGGGUGGAGGCUUCCAUGUUUAUCAGGAGGAAUCAAUGAAAGUUUGGCGGAUUAAAUAUGAGGGUGUAUUGAAGAGCCAAAGAGAUUCAGUAGAGGCAAUACCAGUAGACUUGGACCUACGCUUCAAGAGCUCCUCCGCUGAACACUUCGACUACAACCGGGAUCUGAGUUCAUCCUUGAUAGCCGACUCCAUAGCCAGAGAGGCCUGGAACGAGAAGUUCUACAGUCUGAUUAGAAGUGUCAAUCAUAUUGUGGAAAAGCGAACCCACUACGAACAGAAUGGCGAACUUUCGGGAAAGAUCGUCUUCAAGGGUGAGGAGAUCGCCCUCAAAAUGCUGGGCUUUCGUGAUCACAGUUUCGGAACCGAGCGUUGUCUGAGUUCCAUUAACCGAUAUGUCUACUUCGCCUUGUUUCUGGAUGAUGGCAGCAGCAUGGUAGUGGGAAAUCUCAGCCAGCCCUCCUUUUUCCUGUCCUCUUUAAAAGUGGGCUACGUCUGCAGUCCCUCGGGAAAGUAUCAACCUCUGACUUUCAGUAAUUUUGAGCUGUACUCCUACGGCGAAAAGGGAAUCCCGCCCCAGCAUCAGAACUUCAUUGUGCGCACCGAGGAGAAGGAGUAUCUCAUCCAGAUCCAAGUGGAGGGAUCUGCAGUGCGGUAUGUGGGCGGAGAUUGGGAGUCCAAGGUGUUCAAUCAGUUUGUGGCCUGUACGGUCAAUGGGGUCACUGGUCAAGGACACGCCGAGUUCCUGUAUCGCAACAAGGGGGGCAGGCCGGAGGCUAUAUCCUCUAGAGACCCCAGCUGGUACCAGAACAUCAAGCGCUUCGAAAGAAGCCUCUCUUUACUGGACGAGCAGGAGGAUGGGGAUUUCAUUUUCUAGAAAUCCGUGGGACCAAUUAAGUCAUUUUUGUUUUUAGUCUUAAGUUUUUGUAUGGGGAGUAUAUAAAAAUAAAGUUAAUUUAUGUAA
Drosophila elegans is the source of this 1549-nucleotide messenger RNA. RefSeq lists its product as uncharacterized. Lineage: Eukaryota; Metazoa; Arthropoda; Insecta; Diptera; Drosophilidae. The transcript has a single exon. The record is from RefSeq and is a predicted model, not a curated record. Bases 125 to 1462 code for a protein of 445 amino acids.